Molecule: messenger RNA, 3212 nt
Organism: Carcharodon carcharias (great white shark)
Lineage: Eukaryota; Metazoa; Chordata; Chondrichthyes; Lamniformes; Lamnidae
Gene: stk17a
Product: serine/threonine kinase 17a
Exons: 7
Coding region: 182-1294 (370 amino acids)
Biological process (GO): intracellular signal transduction; positive regulation of apoptotic process; protein phosphorylation
Cellular component (GO): nucleus
Molecular function (GO): protein serine/threonine kinase activity; ATP binding
Source: RefSeq, a predicted model, not a curated record
GUCUCCAUGGUGACGAUGUGGUGGGGCUGGUGUUGUGAAUGAGCCAAGCGGAGUUUGAUAGUGAGAGCCGCCAGUGCAGGAACUCAGCCCGUACUUCAGCACCGUGUCCGCCGCUCCGAAGCGCUUCCUUCUACCGGACCGGUCCGGAGCAGAGAGGCGAACUCCGGUCCCUGCAUCCACCAUGAGCCAGCCACGGAGCGGACUGUUGUCCGACAUCCAGACCAGAGUCUGCACCGACAGCUUCAGCAACUGCUACACAUUGGUGGGCAAAGAGCUCGGCAGAGGUAAAUUUGCAGUCGUUAAAAAAUGUACCGAGAAGGCUACAAGGAAGGAAUAUGCUGCCAAAUUUAUGAGGAAAAGAAGGAAGGGUCAAGACUGCAGAAUGGAGAUUAUUCAUGAGAUUGCAGUCCUAGAAUUGGCUAAAUCCAAUCCUUGGGUCAUUAACCUGUAUGAGGUAUAUGAGACGGCAUCAGAAAUGAUUUUAGUUUUGGAAUAUGCUGCUGGUGGUGAGAUUUUCAACCAAUGUGUAGCCGAGAGGGAAGAGGCCUUCAAAGAAAAAGAUGUCAAACGGCUUAUGAAACAGAUAUUGGAGGGUGUGGCUUUCUUGCACAGAAACAACAUCGUCCACCUUGAUUUAAAACCACAAAAUAUCCUUCUGACAAGUGAAUCACCUCUGGGAGAAAUUAAGAUAGUUGAUUUUGGCCUUUCUAGAAGAGUCAAUAAUAAUGAAGAGCUAAGAGAAAUUAUGGGGACACCUGAAUAUGUGGCUCCUGAAAUUUUAAAUUAUGAGCCAAUCAGUACAGCAACAGAUAUGUGGAGUAUAGGUGUCCUUGCGUAUGUUAUGCUGACAGGGAUAUCUCCUUUCCUGGGAGAUGACAAGCAAGAAACGUUCCUCAACAUUUCUCAGAUAAAUCUCAGCUUCACAGAAGAAGAUUUUGACAACAUCUCCAAAGAGGCCAUAGAUUUCAUUAAGACACUCCUUGUUAAGGAGCCUGAAGAACGAGCUUUAGCUGAGGAGUGUCUGAGGCACCCAUGGUUGGUACAUGAAUGCGAUGAAACAGAAUUUGUCACUGAAACCUCUACCAACACCCUUGAAUCUACAAUUUCAGAAGAAUCAGAAAAGCAAAGCCAAGAAACAGAGGAGCUGAUUGUCAUGGCAUCAUACACACUGGGACAGUGCAGACAGUCUGAGAAAGAAAACCUAAAAACUGACCAAAAAGCCAUCUCCAAACGCUUCAAAUUUGAAAAGCCCUUUAACACCUUACAGGAAAUUUCAGGAGAGUUUAUCUAUUGAAUUGUGGGAUGGAAACACUCUACAUUUUAGAGAGUUUUUUUUUUAAUAAUGGACUCUGACAAAACAGUUGUUUUGUGAGCAUCUAUUUCCUCUACAGAUAUUCAAAUAGAAACAGAUUAUUGUCUGAAUGCCAAGGACUGUUGUGCCACGCUUCAGGAUUCAAUGUGUGAAGAAUGCUCAAAGUAAAGAGAGCCAUAAGGGUUGUUGAUAUUUGAAGUACUUUCCUUCAAUACACAGUACACAGUUCAGAGCUAUACUUGUUUCACAAAAGGCUGAGCAUUAUUGGGGAAUAUCAGUUUUAUUUGCACAAUGGGUGGGUGGGAAUCUAUUUAGUUCUGGAUUGAUCCUUUAAGCUAUUGUACUAUCAGUAACAAAAUUAAAAUGUACAGUAUUUGUGAAUAAUGCACUUUGACAUUUUAGUUUAAAUUCUAAAAAAUACUUGUUCCCUAACAAAUUAUGACAAGCUAUAUUCACAAGUAAUGCACAUUUAAGUUUGUUGUUGUUAUCUGGAAUUAUUUGCAACAUUCCUCUUUUUAAGCAUGUAUGAAUUAUACAAGUCAAAAGUUGAUUUUCUUGAUUUAUUUCACUAUUUUUGAAUAAUUAUAUUGUAUUUGUAUAUGUCUUUUUGUGUUGUUUGUGUGAGUAUUUUUGUGAUCAGAAACAACUGCUUAAGAUUCCCAGAAUGAGGGUUAACCUGUUCAGUAAAAUUGCUGCACAAUGGACAGUGAUAGAUGUUACUCUAUUGGUGCCUUACAGAUUAGAAAUUUAUAUAGUAUUCAUUAUGCAAAGGACUGCAAAAUUAAUUUAGUUUAAUGUACAGAUUUUUUUAAUAUUGGUAAUCUGGUUAACUUUUUGUAACAGUAAACAAUUUGUUAGCUUUCUGACUGGUUACAAAGCUACGAUAAAAUUACAUCUUUGUAAAUACAUUUAUAAAACUUUUUAAAAAUUGAAUGCUGGGGACAGCUAAACACACUGCAGUGUGCACUUGGCAGUAUAGAGGACUGUAUUUUAUAUGCAGCAGUCACUUGUCUCAAGGGAUUAGAACUAAAGUUUUAUAAUUGAAGAACAGAACUGAGUUCUGGACAGCAGCUUAUGUUAAUGCCACGUUGUUACAUUCAGUAUUUACAUCAAUUUGUAUUUCUACAGCACAAAAGUGUAAUUUUUUUGCAAGACAAAAUCUCCUUUUUUUUAAAAAUUAACUCAGGGAUCCCUGAUAUUGCCAUAUAUAUUUUAAUUAUAGUUGUUUUUACUAAGGAAAGUUUUCUUUUAAAGUAAUCUUAGUCUUGUUUAUUAAAUUUAUCCUGCACACAGAAUUCUUUGAUUUCUACCCCCUCCCCAAAAAGUUACUGCACAAUAUUAUGCAAAUGUUAACCUGUUGAAAGGAAACUCCAUCCAGUCAACACAAAUAUAAGUAGCCUUCUAAGGCUUAAUGGGGGUUAUUAAAUGAAAGUUAUGCUUAAAGUUGUUUCUAGGCUUUGAAGCGGGUUAUCGGGAGUACGUUGUUUCUUCACCCAAUAUGCAGGAUACACCUGCAAAUGGUGCUAAGUGGAAUACAAUCUCAGCUAGAAGAACAGUCUGUAUUUACUAGAGAUAUUUUUUCUCUUUUUUUCUUGUUUCUGUAUUUAAAAAGUUAGCCAGUGUUCUUGAUGUAAAUGUCCCUCUGGUGAGUUUGAGGUAGCCAUGUUUUCAUAAUUAUUUGGUAAAAUCUACUUUUUCUCAAAAUGAUCUUAAACUGAACAUUUUGACAGUGUUGCCUUUGUUUUCAGGCGUCUACUGUAAAGUUAACAACUGCUAUCUAGUGCUUUUACCUGCAAUACUGUGCAUACCUUAUUCCACGAGGGGGGAAAAGGCAGUUUUUGUAUCUUUAUCAUAAAAGAUGUACAUACUCCUAUAAUAAACAUAUCUGGUUGCUUGCUUA